AUGGUGACCUGGAAACGGAGAGGACGUCACUUCUGUCAGCUGUGUGACAAAUCCUUCACAAGAUCUGGAUCUUUAAAGAUUCAUCAGAGACUUCACACGGGAGAGAAACCGUACAGCUGUGACAAGUGUGGGAAAGCUUUCACUACAUCAGGGGACCUGAAAAAACACCAGCAUAUUCACACUGGGGAGAAACUGUACAACUGUGACCAGUGUGGGAAAGCUUUCACUACAUCAGGUGUACUUAAAGUCCACCAACGUGUUCACACUGGAGAGAAAGCAUACAGCUGUGACCAAUGUGGGAAAGCUUUCAGUACAUCAUCUAAACUAACAAUCCACCGACGUCUUCACACUGGAGAGAAACCAUAUAACUGUGACCAAUGUGAGAAAGCUUUCUGUACAUCAUCUAAACUAACAAUCCACCGACGCAUUCACACUGGAGAGAAACCAUACUGGUGUGACCAAUGUGGGAACACUUUCAGUAAAUCAGGUGACCUAAAAGUCCACCGACGUGUUCACACUGGAGAGAAACCAUACAGCUGCGACCAAUGUGAGAAAGCUUUCAUUACAUCAUCUCGACUAACAGUUCACCGACGUGUUCACACUGGAGAGAAACCGUACUGGUGUGAUCAAUGUGGGAAAGCUUUCAGUAAAUCAGGUGACCUGAAAAAACACCAACGUGUUCACACUGGAGAGAAACCGUACAACUGUGACCAGUGUGGGAAAGCUUUCUCUAGAUCAGAUGACCUAAAUGUCCACAGGCGUGUUCACACUGGAGAGAAACCAUAUUGGUGUGAGAAAUGUGGGAAAGCUUUUUCCAGAUUAGGUGACCUAAAAGUCCAUAGACAUGUUCACACUGGAGAGAAACCGUACAGCUGUGACCACUGUGGGAAAGCUUUCCUUACAUCACCUCAAUUAACUGUCCACCGACGUGUUCACACUGGAGAGAAACCGUAUAGCUGUUACCAGUGUGGGAAAGCUUUCCUUACACCAGGGGAACUGAAAAAACACCAACGUAUUCACACUGGAGAGAAACCACUCUGCUAGGUCUGAGGAAAUUCGAUAACAGUUUCUAUUGGUUUGACUGAACAGUCAUGGGUGUGGGUUGACCACGUGGCCACGCCCACAAUCCCCAUGCUGCCUUGCUGUCUGUCUGCUAGCUGCCUCAGAAAUUGACUUCUCAGCCAUGUUUGUUCCUUUUGACAUGCAAAUACAGGGGCAAAUAAUGUUAGUUGCUAUUUGGUUAAUAGUAAUAUCAGACCGUCCAAGAAGCCUGUACUUUUGUUUCUUUGGUGAGUAAAAUUCUAGAAUUUUAUUUAUGUGAUAGCAGUAAAUGGGUAUUGGAUUCUGCAUUCAUACCAUGUUAGAUUAGCUCGUUAACUAGCUAAUUAGCCAACUUCAAAAUGUGCUAACUAUACUAAUUUAAUGGGAGUGUAUGCUAGCCGCAGUUAUUAAACCAGCGUGCACAAAAGUCAAAACGUAACGUUAAAACAGAAGUGUUAUAAUUUAGGGCGAUAAUACUUUUGAACAAAAGGCAUCUGUGUGAAGUUGGAAACUAAUGGUCCUGCUUGUGUGUUAGACGACAUAAUGCAAUGUUAACGUUUAACUUACCAAACGGGCAAUGUAACAGUAACGUAAAGUCAAUGCUAGCCGUGGCCAGGUACUGUAACGGUGGGGGAGAGGAAGGAUCUGCGGACAAUAUUAGAAUAAGUGCCUGGGCCUAUGAGGACAAGAGGGACGGACCACGAAGUGUUGAGGGGAGAGAGUUGAGGUGGACAAUGUUUCUCCGUUCUGGGAAGCGGUGCGGACGGCCAAGCCUAGCAAGGCACUCAUUGCUGUGUGUGGCUGCCAAUGUUAUACUAUUCAAGAUUUUUCUCAGUGUUAGCUCCCGCGAGGUGCAUGCAAAACUUGGUAAAUCAGCGUUCGCAUGCCAGUUAGGGCUGCUGGCAGAGAAGACAGGUAGCUGUUGAGGUUCCGGAGUUAUGUAAUGCUAGAUUACGUAGAGAAAUUAGGCGUCUGACAGAUGUUUCUUAGUUGGGAGAAUAUGCUCUCCAUCUGCACGUAUUUCUAACCUGUCGUCUGUCUCUUAUGUAGGACGUGUGACGGCCCCUGCUGAGUCUACUUGUGUGUGUGUGUGUGUGUGUGUGUGUGUGUGUGUGUGUGCAUUGUCAAUCACUGCAUACCCAUGUUGUCUUUUAGGUGCUAGAAAACUAGAUUUGCACUAAUAUAUAAUAUCGCCCAGGACUGCUCGAGGUGAAGCUGGUGCAGGUCCUCCGAGCUUCAUGCGUAACGUCAGCUAACUGAUAUACAUGUCAUUCUUUAAAAAGGAGCCAUGAUAGACCUUGACAAUUGUAAAUGUAAAUAAUCAUUCAAUCACGGCAUACUUCAUUUAGCAACAUAAUGUCAACUUACCUACUUCAACCUUUACACUUAACAACUCCGUCUGAGCAAGGGGAUUGUGGGCGUGGCCAUGCCAUUGAAACAAACCCAUGAUUGGUCAAACCCACCGAUACUGUUACCACUGAAACUCUUAUCUCGAACAUUUUUCACUCGCAAAACUUCUCCACUUGCAAAACUGUUUCACUUGCAAAACUUAACCUGUAACACUUUCUGAUUUGCAAUCAAAGACGACAGAUUAGGAAUCAUAAUUAGGUCUCUAUGUUGUAAUGUGCCAUAACAUGUUUAAUCUAUUUCGUAAUGAAUAUUGAAAAUUAGUUAAACUUAAAAAAUUCAACACAAAUCAAAUCUUAAUCACAGUAUUUGGCAGAAAUAUUGCAAUUAGAUUUUUUCCCCUAAAUUGUUCAUCCCUAUUCUCUAACAUUGCUUACAGCAGCUAACGCUGCCCCAUUGCUAAAUUAAAUUAGCCACAAAGGAAGCUAACACCAUGUUUAUCAGUGGAGCAGUGCUAACGUUAAUGAGUGGUUGAACUACAGUAUUUAACGUAUUCUAAAUAUAUAUGGAAGCCGCUUGUCUGUAGUUACAGUCGGUGCUUCAGAAAUGAUAAAACCAGAGCAGAUAUGUAAAUAAACGCAAGCUGAAUAAGUAUCAAACCACGGCUUCCUGCCAAAGAAAGUUAUCUAUUUCCUCUUUCAAAUGUGUGACGUUGGUGUAGAAAGAAUAGUUUCCACUGUGGCUCAAGGCUGAGAAAGGCUUUUCUCGUAGACUCCACACAUCUUCUCUAGCAUUAAAUGUCUUAUCUGCUUCUCUGGGUUAGAUUUUCUAAUCGACCUCGCGUGUAUGAGCUGUGACCUUUCAGCUGAAUCACUCUGUUAUUCUUACUUUUAAUAAAUAUCACAAAGACAAA
Messenger RNA from Micropterus dolomieu (smallmouth bass), 3301 nucleotides. Its product is annotated as zinc finger protein 239-like. The transcript is spliced from 2 exons. Gene Ontology annotation, biological process: regulation of transcription by RNA polymerase II. Bases 1 to 1044 code for a protein of 347 amino acids. The record is from RefSeq and is a predicted model, not a curated record. NCBI's taxonomy places the organism in Eukaryota, Metazoa, Chordata, Actinopteri, Centrarchiformes, Centrarchidae. Gene Ontology annotation, molecular function: RNA polymerase II cis-regulatory region sequence-specific DNA binding; DNA-binding transcription factor activity.